AUGGCGUCUAUUACAUUCAACAAGAACUGGGUCAUCAUCGAAGCAGAUGCAGACGUUGAGAAGAUCAACUUCGGCUUCUUUGAAGCUGACGCUGGAUCUGUCUCAUCUGCACCCACGUCCGGAAAGUCUGAGAAGGCUACCGCGCACUACAAACAGAACAAUCCGCCACCCCAGGCAUACAUUGUUACUACACAGGCGAAUUUCACGGAAGACGCCCAUGUAACAAUCAGAGGUGGCGGGAAGAGUAGUAACACUAUUGUUGCUCAGGAUCGGGUUGGUACUAUGGGUGUGUGGACCCUUGUUGGUAAAUAA
Molecule: messenger RNA, 312 nt
Organism: Fusarium poae
Lineage: Eukaryota; Fungi; Ascomycota; Sordariomycetes; Hypocreales; Nectriaceae
Exons: 2
Coding region: 1-312 (103 amino acids)
Source: RefSeq, a predicted model, not a curated record